Molecule: messenger RNA, 1785 nt
Organism: Naegleria lovaniensis
Lineage: Eukaryota; Heterolobosea; Eutetramitea; Acrasida; Naegleriidae
Exons: 8
Coding region: 1-1785 (594 amino acids)
Biological process (GO): amino acid metabolic process
Molecular function (GO): asparaginase activity; protein binding
Source: RefSeq, a predicted model, not a curated record
AUGCAUCCUUCUCUUACGAGUGCUCUUUCAACAUCAAACACCAAUUCAUCAAUACCUUCCGAGAGGGUUCAACAACCACUCCAACGAGAGCACGACCAAAUAUUACAUCUUCCUAAUAUUCAAAAUUUAGAUCGAGAAAGCAACAAUGAUCAUCAUGACCUUUCAACCACAAGUCCCAGAUUUUCUUCAGAAAUUCCAAAAGGACCGAAAUUAAGUCCUCGAAGUUUCAAAAGAAAGAUCUUUAUCAAAGAUGAUUCCCAUAAAUCAUCUCUCGGUGCAUCAUCAUUAAUUUCCGUUCCCGAUACGUCCACAGCAGCAUUAAGUAUUACAAAAAUUCUAGCCAUCUACACAGGAGGUACCAUUGGAAUGAAAAAGUUUCCCGAUGGCUACCGUCCUGUACGAGGUUAUUUACGUAAAAAGUUGGCUCAAUUAUCUCAAUUCAACGAUGCCAGACAUCGGAAAUUAUAUUUGAAAAUGGCUGGAGUUAUUAAUGAUCAAGAUACAGAAGAAACUGAAAGAGCCAAGAUGGAUCAAUGGUUUUCAACGCCAAGAAGUGAUGACGGAUGUGUUGCUUUAUAUCAAUUAUUGGAAUUUGACCCGAUUUUGGAUUCAAGUAAUAUGGGCUAUAAAGACUGGGUAAAAAUUGCUCAAUGCAUUUCGGAUCAUUAUGGUGAUUAUGAUUGUUUCAUUGUAUUACACGGAACAGAUACCAUGUGUUAUACAGCUUCUGCGUUGAGCUUCAUGUUCAGACAUUUAGCCAAGUCUGUUAUUUUGACAGGAUCUCAAAUUCCAAUUUCUCAAACCAGAAAUGAUGGGUUUGAUAAUUUAUUAGGAGCCAUUACCAUUGCUUCGAAAUUAUACAUUCCUGAAGUUUGUGUUUUUUUCCAUAACAAGUUAUUUAGAGGAAAUAGAUGUACAAAGAUGGAUGCUGGAGAUUUGAGUGCUUUUGAUUCACCAAAUAUUGCACCAAUAGUGAAGCUUGGAAUUGAUAUGGAGGUGAAUUGGUCAUUGAUUAGACCUCCACCAGGCCAGAAUCAAGAAUUUAGAAUGAUUCCAAUUUCGAACAGCAAUGUUGGUAUGCUGAGAAUAUUUCCUGGUAUUAGUACAAGCUUAAUGUCCAACUUUUUCUUGCCUCCAACAGAAGGAGUGGUCAUGUUAUCAUAUGGAGUUGGAAAUGUUCCCUCAACCAGAUCUGACUUUUUGAAUUGUAUCAAAGAUGCAACAGAACGAGGAGUCGUGAUUGUGAAUUGUACACAAUGCUUCAAAGGAGCAGUGUCAGCCUCUUAUAAAACAGGUUCAGUGUUGUACGAGCUUGGUGUUGUGAGUGGAUCAGACAUGACACCAGAAGCAGCUGUCACAAAACUAAUGUAUUUAUUGAGCUGUGAUAUGGACUUGGAAGAAGUGAAACGGUUGUUGACAGUGGACCUUAGAGGUGAACUAACCAAGGUUGUUCCUGUUUCGAAAUAUUCUCUGAGAGAGAGGGGCUUUGUCAGUGCUGUUUGUAAGGCCUUAAAUUUCCAUGGUGGAGAAUCUGACAUGAAGGAAGUGAGUGAUGCGUUAUUGCCAGUGAUCAUGUGUAAUUUGGGUGCCAUUGGAGCCACGGAUGAAAUGAGAAGAUUAUUGGAAGUUGAAGGUGUUGAUCCAAAUAUUCAGGAUUAUGACAAACGUACAGCUUUACAUUUAGCUUCUGUAGAAGGACAGCUUGCCAUGGUGCAACUUUUAGUAGAGUUUGGAGCUGAUAUUAAUUGUAAAGAUAGGUCAGUGUUUGUUGUGAAAAUUACAUGA